Histoplasma capsulatum G186AR is the source of this 1665-nucleotide messenger RNA. RefSeq lists its product as uncharacterized. Bases 1 to 1665 code for a protein of 554 amino acids. The record is from RefSeq and is a predicted model, not a curated record. Lineage: Eukaryota; Fungi; Ascomycota; Eurotiomycetes; Onygenales; Ajellomycetaceae. The transcript has 3 exons.
AUGUCGUUUCUGAUUGUUGCUAUUCAUUCUAGAAAGGCAUCUCGAUGCAAGAAGCUUCUUGAUAUCUAUCAAAUACUAGGCUCUCAAGCUGAAGACGCCAUUGAGCUGACGGGCAGACACCAUGGCAAUAACCUUCAGCAUUACUACGGCAAUAAAUUCCAUGUACAAAGGAGAGGUAGCCCAAUUGAGCAUUGGGUAGACACCUCAUCCUGGCCUUUCAACCCUUCUCUUGACAACGAUAUUCUGAUCCCGCCAUUCCCCAACGAAUCUGCCAGUACAGUCCCGCACUGCUUCUCGUCCAUUCAGAGUCUUUCUGGCGUCUCAGUUGCGUCAUCGGAGAGUCUGUGCUACCAGGGUCCCUUGGACUAUCGCGGUAUUUGCAUAUAUCGCACUGAGCCACCCGAACCCCUGAUGCAGAAGGCUAAACAGAUCAUUACUGAAGAACGCGAUCCAUCCACUUCUUCUUCCCUGUUGCAUGGUGAGGCCGCUCUGCAGGAACUUAGCAAACUCCCGCGCCGCCUCUGGAACGCUACAGAAGAGGAAGUGUUUGAGGAACUAGGAAAUCGCCUGACUCCCGGCCGUGACCAUGACCAUGACCAUUAUCAUUAUGACGAUACCGAUGAUCACCGUCUCCAUCCCACAUUAACUUGUUCAAUCAAACGACAAUGGACCGAGUCCGUUUCUGUCCCCCUUCUUCCCGAUUUCCACACGGCACCCUUCCUCCCAGACCCAAAGCCAGAUAAAGCCUAUGGCUUCUCGCAUGAUGCAUUCACGCACGCCCAACAUGCCAUAAUCCCCACACUUACCGAAUCCGCAGCUGCAUGCGCAUCUCCGUCUGCAUCUUGCAGCGAGGCCGAAACAGAGAUCCUUUCCAGCCCUAGUCCCAAUUUCUCCAGGGGCUACGCGAGUCCGGAUGCCCAUCUCUUCUUCCCCUUCUUCACUGCCGAAUUUGCCUCCAUGGCCACUGGCGGCACUCACCACACAGCAACAGAAGAAGCCAGCAGUGCUGCCGCCAUAUCUCUAAACAGCCUCCUCGAGCUGCAUCGCCGCACCGUCGGUACUCACCAGUUUGACGAAACGCAGCCCUGGUUCUUCUCACUAACUAUGGACCAGCAGAUUGCGCGGUUGAAUGUUCAUUGGAUUACGGUUAGUGGCAGGUCACGGGCAAGGAAGGCACAGCAAUCCCAAUCCCAAUUCCAUUCUCAUUCGCAAUCGCAAUCGCAAUCACAAUUACAAAUACAACUGAGACAGCAACAGCAUACCACUGCAGCGACAGCUACAUCUACAAGCACUUCCCGCCUAUUCAACACGGAGUUACUAUCCAUCUAUCUCCUCAGCGACACCAAUUCCCUGCGCGACCUCCAGAGAGCGACAUGCAAUAUCCUGCGCUAUGGCAGGGACGUUCUACUUCCCAAAGUGCGUCUGUUGCUUGAUCUUUGCCAGCAUCUGCCGGGUGAGAGACGCAGUGUGUCAUCAUCGAAUCAGACAGAGCGUGGACUGAGCCGGGAUGGUGAGGUGGGUUCUUGUCGUCCUAGCGUUGUCGACGGUUCCGCUGUUGAAGAAAAUGGUGAAGGCCCGGAGGGCCAACGGCAGUUGCAGGAGCAGGAGUACGACCAGGACCAGCAAGAUACAUGGGAAGGGGAGGCGCCAGAUGUGUUUCUGUGA